Hevea brasiliensis (rubber tree) is the source of this 625-nucleotide messenger RNA. Its product is annotated as protein GOLVEN 2. The record is from RefSeq and is a predicted model, not a curated record. NCBI's taxonomy places the organism in Eukaryota, Viridiplantae, Streptophyta, Magnoliopsida, Malpighiales, Euphorbiaceae. The transcript has 2 exons. Bases 81 to 320 code for a protein of 79 amino acids.
AAUCUUGAAGAGCCUAAACAAAUCAACAACCAACACUACUGCUACUGCUCAGAUCACAGACCCACAAGGCUUUAGUUUAGAUGGCUAAAGUUUCAUGCAAGAAUCUUCUUCUUGUGGCCUUUUUCUUGCUUUGCUUUGUUUCCAUUGGUGCAAGAGGAAGGAGUUUGCGAGUGGCAAAAAACAUUAAUGAAGUAGAGAAGAUCAAGGACCAUGAAGAUAAUUCCUUCACAUCCAAAGGAAAUGGGGCGCCCCCAGAUGCAGAAGAAUUACUGGGGAUGGACUAUACUGGCCCCAAAAAAAAUCCUCCAAUUCAUAAUUAAAAUGGGAAAAUUUUGUCAAGCAACUUCAAGAGUUCCCUCUUACGUUUGACGAUUUUGAGCUUUCAUCCAUAGUUAGAUACGUCUAGGAAGAAAAAUUAAAAUAGCUAGAUUUUUAUUUAUAUAUAUGUAUAUAUAUAAAAUAUAUAUGGUUUUAUAAACAUGGUAGAAGUGUAAACUUGCAAGAACUGAUGAAUAUUGCACUAGGUUCUAGUCUGCAUGGAGUCUUUCUGUAAAUUAACAGGGGAGUGUUGGCUUGUGACACCUUAAUGAGUUACAGAAUACAAAAGUACACUAUCUUUUUGCUA